AUGGCACCAACAAAAAGGCAGACGACGCAGCCGUCUACUAUAAUGGCCUCUCUACUUAUGUCUUCUUUUGUUAUUGCCAUGGUUUUUGUUGUAAACCUCCCAUUGUCGACCUCGUCACGUGCCACCUCCCAUCUAGAAGACAUGCAUAAUAUUAUUCAGAAACCGACCGUCCAUGGCAAGACUCCACCACCACCAACAUCCACACACGGUGAGGCAGUACCAUCACCUCCAAAAACGCCGCCGUCAACAGUUCACGGAAAGACUCCUCCCCCUCCAUCAUAUGUUCAUGGCAAGACUCCACCACCACCAUCCAUCCAUGGCAAGACUCCACCAGCAAAGUCGCCAUCACCAUCACCAGCCCCGUCACCAUCUAGUGCCUAA
Messenger RNA from Erigeron canadensis, 381 nucleotides. Its product is annotated as leucine-rich repeat extensin-like protein 3. Bases 1 to 381 code for a protein of 126 amino acids. The transcript has a single exon. Lineage: Eukaryota; Viridiplantae; Streptophyta; Magnoliopsida; Asterales; Asteraceae. The record is from RefSeq and is a predicted model, not a curated record.